AUGGGUAAAUCCGCUGAAUUUUGUGUAAAAUCUAAAUAGGUUUCUGAUAGCGGAGCAGAAUGUGCGCUUACAUUGUAAUAAUCACUCAGAAUUUUCCCUCUGAUAACUUGGCUAAGUCUAAUCGUUGUAUGGAUAUUCUCUAGAAAAGCUCAAAUAGAAGAUGCUGACGAAAUUGAGGCAAAUUAUACAUUUAACCACAUAGUCAAGCUUACAAUGUCAAUGCUGUGUGCUGGAACUUCAGUGGCUUUAUUUUUCUGGAAUGUAAUUUGUGAGGAUACUGUUGUUGGAGGACCAUUAAUAGAAGAUAUAGGAGAUGCAUUUACAUGGAUCAUGGCUAGUAUAUUGCUAACUCCCCCCCCCCUCCGUGAGUGAACAAAACCAUUAGAAAAAUCCCUAUUUUUUGCCCAAAACCCACCCUCCGUGAGUGAACAAAAAUUUUUUUAAUAGAAAAAUUUUUUAUGAAAAAAAAUUGAUAUAUAAAUGAUAAUUAGUAUAAUGAAAUCUAGAGCUAAUUCUGUUUAAUUUUAAAUGAAUUGCUUUUUAAAACAUAAAUUUUAUAUAUUAAAUUAAUAUUUGCUUUCCAAUUUUUGCGAGUUAGGAUUUUUUAAAUUUCGAAAAAAAAAAUUUUUUUAUAAAAUUUAUAUAAAUUUUUUUAAAAAAAAAAAAAUUAAACCCCCCUCCGUGAGUGAACAAAAUUUUUUUGUUCACUCACGGAGGGGGGGGGAGUAAGAAAAGAAUAUCUAGCCACAGGCAGAACAAGUUUGGCGCUGAGGAUAUGAUGGGUUGUGGUAAUGGUAGAAGAAAUUCUUAUAAUAACCCUUAUGAGUGCUUAUGACGGUGGGAGGCCUUAUUUUGAUCACAUUAGGAUUGAGCUUGUAGUGGCUUUACUUUUAUAUACAGGCUUGGCGUUAAUUGGAUACUUAAGACCAAGCGAUAUGGCCUUAGACAAAAAAGAUGUAGUAGAGGGGUACUAUAAAAAAGUUCUUGACAAUUAUACAAGAAUGCAAACACCUCAGGAGAUGAAAGAAGAUAUAUGGGGCAAACUUGAGGAUAUAAAAGUUAUUGAGGAAGAAGAGAAGAAGCUAAACUUAGAAAAAAAUCUGUCAAUGAGAGAAAAAAUUAUGACUAUUGAUGUAGAUGGGUAUGAAAUUAUAGAUCAAGGCGGAGAGCCAGCAAUAUAUUAUAAUGUGACAGUCAGGAAAGGAAAAGUUGGGAAAAUAUUAGAAAAAACCAAAAGAAAAUAUGAAGAAUUUGCAGGACUGUAUAAAGAGCUACAAAUUCGGUUCCCAAGCUUAUCUUUUCCUCCUCUUCCACCGCUAAUUCCAAGCCAGUAAGUUUUAUAUAGAAAUCGGUACCGUGAAGAUAUUCUUAAAGGGCGCCAAAAAGUCUUUGAUGAGCUUAUGAAAUUUUUGGUCGUUAAAAAUAUUCCUCUUGAAGCCUAUAAAGAUUUUUUGCUUCCAAACUCAGCUCUUGCCUUUUAUGGCAAAGAAGCAAACAGUGAAGUUUAUUUGCCUUCUUUCCAAGCGCCUGUGGUUGUCUCAGUCGAAGAAGUCAAAGAAAUCAAAGAGAUAAAAGAAAUUUCUGAAACAAAAGAAACUAUAAAUUCAGAGCCAAAAUCUCCUAAAAAAAAGAAAAAAGAAACCAGCGAAAUCUCUAUGGAGCCUAUUUCUCCAUCGCCAAUAAUAGAAGAAAAAAGAGAACUAACUCUCCCUCCAUGAGCGAGCAAAAAAAUUUUGUUCGCUUGUGGAGAGGGUUAAUUUUUUUUUUAAAAAUUUUAAUAUAAAUUUUAUGGUAAUUUUUUUUCGAAAUUUGCAAAAUCCGUUUUGUAAAAGAGAAUUGAUUUAAUUUGUAAAAAUUAUGUUUUAAAUGCAAGCUGUUUAAAUUAAACAGAAUUAGCUAAAUAUUUAAUUAUACUAAUUAUCACUUAUAUAUAAAAAAUAUUUUUCCAUCAAAAAAAUUUUGUUCGCUCACAAAGGUGGCGUUUUACCCAAAAAAUAGGGAUUUUUCCAAUGGUUUUGCUCACUCACAGAGGGGGAGGGGAAUAAGAAGCCAAAGUUUAAUAAUAGAGCCAGCUUGCCGAGUAAAUAUUUUAUCUACCUAUGAGUCAGGCUCAGGAUAUAGCAGACACACUAUGUACGAAAUUGGCGUGAAAUAUGGAAAAGAGCAUAUAAUAUGCGCUCACCGAUUCAAAGAUUUCAAAAAACUCUAUGAAGAACUGAAAAAAGAUUUCAGCACCUUGCCUGAAUUGCCGUCAUCUGGGCUUACUUUUUCAUCAACUGAUCCAGAAAUUGUGUCUGAAAGAAGAGAUAAAUUAGAAAGAUUUUUAGCUGAAUGCGUAGAAAACCCAGCAAUCAGAAGUCAUCAGGCUGUAAUGGACUUUCUUGAGCUUAAUAAAUCUACAAGCUAA
Messenger RNA from Blepharisma stoltei, 2407 nucleotides. The record is from the annotation of a GenBank genome assembly. NCBI's taxonomy places the organism in Eukaryota, Ciliophora, Heterotrichea, Heterotrichida, Blepharismidae.